UUCUUCCCUCUCUCGCUCUCACAUCGUUCAAUCUGUUUCUCGGGUCGUCGAAAAAACUCGUCGCGCCAUUAAUUUGUUUUUAUUAAUUCAAUAGGAUCAAAAGCAGCAAAACGUGUGUUGGAUACCAAAGGCUAGUUGUUGGUUGCACACUGUCGUCUUCUAUUAAUAAAAUAAAAUUAGAAGAAAUAAUACACAUAAAAGGAAAGGUGACCUGCGGCGCAUUGUAAUUUGUAAAACGCUACUACUACACUCGGGGAAAAAUGUUGGCCAAAAAUGCAGAAACAAUGAAGGCGCUGGCGCUGAAAUUAUUCGAAAUAAAUGCCUUCAAAUUUGGCGACUUCAAAAUGAAAGUGGGCAUUAACUCCCCGGUGUAUUUUGACCUUCGUGUUAUUGUCAGCUAUCCGGAAGUUAUGCAAACUGUCUCUAAUCUUAUACAAGAUUACAUCAAGGAACACAAUUUGAAUGCCAAACAUGUUUGCGGUGUACCGUACACAGCCUUGCCCUUGGCAUCCAUUGUCUCGGUGCAGCAAAACAUUCCAAUGCUGGUGCGCCGCAAAGAGGCCAAAGCCUAUGGCACCAAGAAAUUGAUUGAGGGUAUCUACAGUGCUGGAGACACGUGUCUCAUCGUUGAGGAUGUCGUCACAUCCGGUUCAAGUAUUUUGGAUACAGUUAAAGAUUUGCAAAGCGAAGGUAUUGUGGUGACCGAUGCAGUUGUUGUCGUUGACCGUGAACAGGGUGGUGCGGCGAAUAUUGCCAACCAUUCGGUGCGUAUGCAUUCUUUGUUUACAUUGUCGUUCUUGUUGAACACCCUGCUGGAAGCCGGUAAAAUCCAACGUGAAACUGUUGAAUCGGUUGCCAAGUACAUUGCAGCUGUGCAAAUUGAUAGUGAUGGCAAUUUCUUGGGCAGUAAAAAGGAAGUUGUCAACGAUUUUGUGCGUUCGAAAAUUCCCUUUGAAAAUCGUGCCAAUUUGGCCAAAUGUGAAUUGGCCAAAACUCUGUUCAAUUUAAUGGCCAGCAAAAAGACAAAUCUCUGUUUGGCGGCCGAUGCCACCAAAUGCAGUGAAGUAUUGGAAGCCGCCGAUAAAUGUGGCCCCUAUAUUUGUCUGCUGAAAACUCACGUUGAUAUCUUGGAAGAUUUUAGCGAACAAUUCGUACAAGAUUUACUCGCCCUGGCCAAGAGACAUAAUUUCCUUCUCAUGGAAGAUAGAAAGUUUGCCGACAUCGGUAAUACCGUUUCGCUGCAAUAUGCCAAGGGUCUGUAUAAAAUCUCAUCAUGGGCUGAUUUAGUCACUGCCCAUACAUUGCCGGGACGCAGUAUUAUUUCGGGUUUGAAAGCUGGCCUCAAUGGCGACGAUGGCGUUGUGGCCAAGAGUCGCGGUGUUUUUCUGUUGGGUGAAAUGUCGGCCAGUGGCAAUUUAAUUGAUGACAAAUACAAAGAGGCCUCGGCCAAAAUUGCCACCGAGGGUGCUGAUGUGGACUUUGUGGCGGGUAUGGUGUGUCAGUCAUCCGAGUGUUUUGCAUUCCCUGGUCUGAUUCAGUUGACACCGGGUGUUAAAAUUGAUGAGGCCAGCGAUUCAUUGGGCCAGCAAUACAAUACUCCCGAAUAUGUGGUCAAGGAAAAGGGUGCCGAUAUUGCCGUAGUGGGGCGUGGUAUUAUGUCAGCCAAGUCUUUGGAAAAGGCAGCUGUACUCUAUCGGGAUCGUUUGUGGGCUGCCUACACCGAUCGUUUGGCCAGCAAACAAUGAAGCUCAAGACAAUAAACGACAGACAUACAUAUCUUCCAUUUUUUAUUUGUUAAGGCCUACAACAAUUACAACAAAUUGAAUACUAAGCAUUUAUUGUGAGGUUUAAGUGACGUAAAAAAAACGAGAAAACGAAUCAAGUACCUUACGCCCAAGACGUUUGUUUCUUAAGCACAAAAUUACAACACAUACACACACACAGACAUGUGCCGGCACAAAUUCGAGUGCAAAUGAUCCAAUUAGAAUUUAUAUUAUUAAUUGUUUUUGUAUUAAACAAAAUAAUAGAGAUAAACAAAAAGCUAAACAAAAUGUGUACAACAUGUUAACUAACUCAUAUUAUUAUACGAAUAUAUCAACAAAAUUAUAAAUAAAAUAAAACAAAACUGA
Messenger RNA from Musca domestica (house fly), 2129 nucleotides. RefSeq names its product uridine 5'-monophosphate synthase (gene r-l). The coding region runs from base 261 to 1745 and encodes 494 amino acids. Gene Ontology annotation, molecular function: orotate phosphoribosyltransferase activity; orotidine-5'-phosphate decarboxylase activity. Gene Ontology annotation, biological process: 'de novo' pyrimidine nucleobase biosynthetic process; 'de novo' UMP biosynthetic process. The transcript has 3 exons. The record is from RefSeq and is a predicted model, not a curated record. NCBI's taxonomy places the organism in Eukaryota, Metazoa, Arthropoda, Insecta, Diptera, Muscidae.